ACUGCGGCUUCGCGCACACAAGCGUAAACCACGAUGCGCAAAACGCUCUGCGCGCCGCGAACACUGCGAAGUUGCAAGGUACGAAUUUAGCAGCUCUGAUGCAGACGACGCAACAGCACAGAGCUGUAUGGAGCACGUUGGAGCGUGUAGUGAACACUAGAGAACACGUGGUGGUUUAGCGCAUCUGGAAAAAAAUAUUUUAACUUCUUUCUUUAAUUUAAAUCAAAGUAGGCAAAUAGAGAUAUAACAUAAUUUGCCAAGUAUUUUGUAUGAUAAAUUCUAUUCUAGCCGGAUAAAUAUAUUUAUUAAUAAACAAUUAGCCGGUGUGAAAGGUUAUGUCUUUUCGAGGACGCGGUGGUAGAGGCGGCGGCGGCGGUUUUAGAGGCGGCGGCGGCUUUAGAGGUGGCCGAGGUGGUGGAGGAUUUAGAGGACGAGAUGGUUUUGAUAAAGGCAGAGGAUACGAUCAAGGACCUCCGGAGACAGUAAUACCAUUAGGACAUUUCAAGUGGUCUGUACAAGAUGAUCUCGUUGCUAAAGUAGAAAUCGAACAAGUGCCUUAUUUUAACGCGCCAAUUUAUACAGAAAACAAACAACAGAUUGGAAAAAUAGAUGAAAUAUUUGGGAAUAUUCGUGAUUACUUUGUAUCUAUUAAGUUGUCAGAAAAUAUAAAGGCUCCUAGUUUUGAGAAGGAUACUCAGUUAUAUAUUGAUCCAGCAAAACUACUCCCUCUUCAGAGGUUUUUGCCGAAACCUGCCGGGGAACAGAGGAAAGGUGCGGCUGGAAGAGUUACGAAAAGAGGUCCAAGAGGAAGAGGAGGUGGAGGCUUUGGUAAUAGAGGUGGCAAUAGAGGAUCUUUUGGUAGAGGAGGCGGAGGCUUUGGUAAUAGAGGUCCUGGUGGUGGAGGACCUAGAGGACGUGGAGGAGGCGGCGGAUUCAAUAGAAAUUCAAGUGGCGGUCGAGGAGGAGGUAGAGGCAGAUGGUAGAAUAUGCUUAGGAAUAUUAUGUAUAUAUAUAUAUCAAAACCAUAUAUAUAUAAUAUGUCAACAAUGUAUCAACAAUAUACA
Molecule: messenger RNA, 1064 nt
Organism: Linepithema humile (Argentine ant)
Lineage: Eukaryota; Metazoa; Arthropoda; Insecta; Hymenoptera; Formicidae
Gene: Gar1
Product: Gar1 ribonucleoprotein
Biological process (GO): snoRNA guided rRNA pseudouridine synthesis; ribosome biogenesis
Cellular component (GO): box H/ACA snoRNP complex
Molecular function (GO): box H/ACA snoRNA binding
Source: RefSeq, a predicted model, not a curated record